CUGCCACUCGAUUGGGCCGUCACCACAAGCCCCGCCUUCUUGAAAGGAGCUUUAAGACGUCUGUGGCUGACUCGGUAAAUAAGAUACGUCAACACUCCAGCCGUUAGAAUGAUCAACUGGAAGGCCUUGGACAACGUCCCCCUCCUCCUCUACAUCCUGGCCCUGAAGACGCUGCUGCUGUGCUUGGCGUUCGCCGGGGCAAAGAUCUACCAAAGUCGGAAGGCAGACGCGGCGCUGAAGAAGGAGCUGGCGGCGAAGAGGCUGCUGGCCCAGCAGACGCAGGAGCUCUUGGACAACAAGAAGGACGACUGAGGAGAGCGGAGGAGCGGCUGCACUCAGAGAAACCUGCUGCUGACCUGAAGACGGGGGCCACUAGAUGCUUCCGACACAAGGACCUUCCUGUGCUUCGGGAAAUUGUUUGGGGUUCUGUUCCUUUUUUUUUUUUUAGUUGUUCUUAAAAUCAAAUGGCAGCAGAAACCACGCGGUGUCGCUGAAGCUCGGCCGGGAGGAGGGACUUUUUUUAAACAGCUGAGAGCUGAACUCUUGUCAACAAACCACAGCCGGCACAGCAUCCACUCGUCAUUUCACACACUCCUUUCUGGUCCUCAUCUUCUGCCCCGUUUGUACUCUUUAUCUAUCUCCACAUUUGAAUAGGCCUCACGUUGUACAUCAGAAUAGUGGAUGGUAGUCAGGACUGCUUAUUUUGUAAAGAAAACAACUCAGUAUUUAUUCUGUAAUAUUCCUUGUAAAUUGUCAACUGACUUUGUGCCAAGCUUUUGUAAUGACAUUAAAUGGUUUGUUCCACAUA
Gasterosteus aculeatus aculeatus (three-spined stickleback) is the source of this 808-nucleotide messenger RNA. Lineage: Eukaryota; Metazoa; Chordata; Actinopteri; Perciformes; Gasterosteidae. The record is from RefSeq and is a predicted model, not a curated record.